CAUUCAGUUCUUGGUUAGCCUCAACAGCUAGCCAUUGAUCCCUAGUAGAUCGACUCCAUUGCCAUGGAGCAGCUCACGUACUACCUGCACCUCUUCUGUGUCCUCCUCCUCCCUCUCUUGCUUCUCAAGCUCAAGAGGCGCGACGGCGACAACGGCCUGAGGCUGCCGCCGGGCCCGUGGCGGCUGCCGGUCAUCGGCAGCCUCCACCACCUGCUCCGCAGCCCGCUUCCCCACCGCGCCAUGGCCGACAUCGCGCGCCGGCUCGACGACGCGCCCCUCGUCUACCUCAAGCUCGGGGAGGUCCCCGUCGUCGUGGCGUCGUCCCCGGACGCCGCCCGCGAGAUCAUGAAGACGCACGACGUCAACUUCGCCACGCGCCCAUGGACCCCGACGAUGAAGGUCUUCGUCGUCGACGGGGAGGGGCUCGUGUUCGCGCGCUACGGCGCGCUGUGGCGGCAGCUCCGCAAGAUCAGCAUCCUCGAGCUCCUCAGCGCCCGCCGCGUCCAGUCGUUCCGCGGCGUCCGGGAGGAGGAGGUCCGCCGCCUCGUCGCCACCGCCGCAGCCGCCGGCGAGGCCGCCGUGAACGUCAGCGAGCGGAUCGCCGUGGUCAUAACGGACACGGCCGUGCGCUCCAUGAUCGGCGACAGGUUCGAGAGGCGGGAGGAGUUCCUGGAGAACCUCGCGGAGGGGAUAAAGAUCAGCUCCGGGUUCAACCUCUGCGACCUGUUCCCGUCCUCGAGGCUCGCGAGGCUCGUCGGCGGCUCGGAACGCCGGGCGGCGGCGAACCACCGCAAGAACACUGAGCUCAUGGACUACGCCAUCAAGCAGCACGAGCAGCGGAGGGCGACCAUGGCCGCGUCUGCGGACGGCACCGUGGAAGGGGAGGACCUGGUGGACGUGCUCCUGAGGGUUCAGAAGGAAGGUGGACUCGAGGUGCCGCUCACCAUGGGAAUGAUCAAGGCCGUCAUCCUUGAUCUUUUCGGUGCUGGGAGCGAGACAUCGGCAAAUACGCUCCAAUGGGCCAUGUCGGAGCUCGUCAGAAACCCAAAGGUGAUGCAGAAGGCACAAGCCGAGGUACGCGAGAAGCUUCAAGGGAAGCCAACGGUGACCGAAGAUGACUUGGCCGACUUGAGGUACAUCAAGCUCAUCAUCAAGGAGACCCUAAGGCUGCAUCCGGUGGUGCCAUUGCUUCUCCCAAGGGAGUGCCGCGAGUCAUGCAAGGUCAUGGGGUACGAUGUCCCCAAGGGAACCACCGUGUUCGUGAACGUUUGGGCGAUCAACAGAGACCCCAAAUACUGGGACAAUCCUAUGACGUUCAGACCGGAACGAUUUGAGGCUGGUACAGUUGAUUUUAAGGGUACAGACUUUGAGUACACGCCAUUUGGGGCAGGACGGAGGAUGUGCCCCGGCAUGGCGUUUGCACAGGCAAGCAUGGAGCUUGUGCUCGCCGCACUCUUGUACCAUUUCGACUGGGAGCUGCCGGGUGAGAUGCUGCCGAGCGAGUUGGACAUGGCGGAGGAGAUGGGCAUCACCGUCCGAAGGAAGCACGACCUUUACCUGCGUCCAAUUGUCCGUGUGCCACCACAUGUGGCACCAUAGAUGCGUUACACGUCUUUGUCACCGUAGCCUCUCUUGCUUUUCACGCCAUGUACGUGCAGGAGGAGUUUGCGAGCUGGCUGUGACUUGACUAAUAAGUACACGCAGCAUGAUAUUGUUUUCCUUUGUGAAACACUGAUGAUGAGGAGACAUGUUGUGUGUUGAAGUGCCAUGAGUAAUGUCGUUAA
Molecule: messenger RNA, 1784 nt
Organism: Setaria italica (foxtail millet)
Lineage: Eukaryota; Viridiplantae; Streptophyta; Magnoliopsida; Poales; Poaceae
Product: premnaspirodiene oxygenase
Exons: 2
Coding region: 64-1599 (511 amino acids)
Molecular function (GO): oxidoreductase activity, acting on paired donors, with incorporation or reduction of molecular oxygen; heme binding; iron ion binding
Source: RefSeq, a predicted model, not a curated record